This is a messenger RNA of Anoplophora glabripennis (Asian longhorned beetle), 1318 nucleotides long. RefSeq names its product enoyl-[acyl-carrier-protein] reductase, mitochondrial-like. Gene Ontology annotation, cellular component: mitochondrion. The record is from RefSeq and is a predicted model, not a curated record. NCBI's taxonomy places the organism in Eukaryota, Metazoa, Arthropoda, Insecta, Coleoptera, Cerambycidae. Gene Ontology annotation, molecular function: trans-2-enoyl-CoA reductase (NADPH) activity. Gene Ontology annotation, biological process: fatty acid metabolic process. The coding region runs from base 210 to 1304 and encodes 364 amino acids. The transcript has a single exon.
AAAUUAAUAUAUUUAGUUUUAAUUAAUAUUUGAACACUAGAAAAAAUUUAUAUUAAUAGUACCACAAACUCACAAAAUAAUUUGAGUUUUGUAAGAAUAUUUAGUGAAUUCAAUAUAGCUGUUAUAAUUUAAUUAAAUUGAUUGCAUUGUAAUCAAGAGAGUUAUGUACAUUUGAAAUUUGAACAUCAUACUUAUUUGAUUCUUCAAAGAUGUUUUCCAGUGUCGCUCAGUCAAGACUGUUAGUAAAGAAUAUUCUAUCUACACAAACACAGAAACUUUUGAUGGGCACGAGUUUCCCAUCUAAACUAGUAUAUUCAGAACAUGGAGUACCAUCCGACGUGCUUCGGAAAGAAAACGACAAUAUCAGGGAACCGAAAGAAAACCAAGUGCUCUUAAAAAUGCUUGCAAGUCCAGUGAAUCCGAUUGACAUUAAUGUCAUUGAAGGCAAGUACAUUUUUAAGCCUCAGUUACCAACCGUAGCAGGUAGUGAAGGAGUUGGAGAGGUUAUCUCUGUAGGACCAGGUGUUUCCGAUUUGAAAGUAGGAGACCAUGCAGUAAUUAUGACAAUGUACUCUGGAACGUGGAGAAGUCAUCUUACAGUACCGAGAAAUAGUGUAUUGAAAGUUCCCAGUGAGUUAGGACUAGUAGAGGCUGCAACUUUAGCUAUAAACCCAUGUACAGCAUAUAGAAUGCUAAAAGAUUGCGUCAAUCUGAAAUCCGGGGACACCGUAGUGCAAAAUGGUUCAAAUUCGGCUUGUGGCCAAAAUAUAAUACAAUUGGCACGCGUUUGGGGUAUUAACACAGUCAAUAUCAUACGAACAAGGCCGAAUGUGGAGGAAGUUAAAGAUUUUUUAACUAGUUUAGGAGCCACUCAUGUGCUGACAGAAGAAGAGUUCAAAUCAACCGACAUAUUCAAAUCGGGCGAAGUUGCUGCGGCGAAACUGGCCUUGGAUUGUGUGGGGGGUCAAAGUGCUGCUGCGUUGCUAAGGAAUCUGCAGAUUGGCAGUACAUUGGUGGUGUACGGAGGCAUGUCGAAACAACCAGUUUCGAUUCCCGUAUCGGCACUUAUUUUUAAAGAUAUUCAUGUUUGUGGAUUUCGCAUAGCUAAGUGGAUGGAAGAGAAUAAUAGGAAUGAGCACUGGCAGAAGAUGUUAGAUGAAUUGAUUUCUUUAAUGGUUAAUAAAGAGUUAAAAGGAUCUGUCCACAAGAUUAUAGAUAGUGACAAUUAUAAGGAAGCUUUAAAUAAUACCAUAACUGAAAAAGGAAUGGUUGGAAAGAAGUUUAUACUUUCUUUUAAUAAAUAAAUGUUUGUAAUUUA